CCACCCGCACCCGAAACCUGCCAAAAAAAAAAACUUCGGCAAAAUCUUUCAAUCAACUCGGUACAACAUCCUGACCCAAGCCGUCUCUUAUGUCCUGUACUCCAGAAAAAAUCGCCUCAAUCGACAUAACCACCGACGACCGAGUCGCCGCCAUUCGAGGCUCCAGGAUCGACUUUCUCGCCAACUCGGUCCUCUCCCCCGGGUACACCGUCAAAUUCAAAAAUGACACCCCCGUCAAACCCAGCCGCGCCAUGUUCCACGAUGCCGACCAAAAACUGCUCGUCUCCAACCGAGAAUACCCUAACGUCCUCCUCAGCAUCGACGCCGAAACCGGCAAAAACCUCAGCGAACGGCGCCUCAUGAUGACCUCCGACGACCACAUUCAGCCCAUCGACUUCACCAUCCCCUCCCUCAAAUUCUCCCAACACAAACAAGGCGACGUCCUCAACCUCAUGUGCAUCCACAACAACCAAUUCUUCAACCUCAACUGGGACCUCCGAGAAAACAAACCCAAACAACUCAUCUCCCUGGAAGACAAAUACGUCAACAAAUCCUCCAACUUCAUGGGCAUCGCCACCUCCUCCACCGGGCAAAUCGCCGUCGGAGACGACAACGGCACCAUCAGACUCUUCAACUCCCCCUCCAAACUCCCCCCCGGAAAAUUCUACAGACGCGCGAAAAACAACCUCAGCCAACUCGCGGACCCCAUCAGACACGUCGACGUAUCCAGCGACGGCAAGUGGGUCAUCUGGACCACGAAAACCUACCUAGCCAUCGUCUACACCGAAUUCGAAAGCGAAAAAGGAGGGGGCACCCUGUCCGGCUUCGACAAGCCCAUGGGCGCCAAAAAGCCACAAGCCCUCAUCCUCCGCGUCGACCCAGACGAGCUCAAAAAGCACGACAUCAAAGAACUUGAUCUGAAAAACGGCCAAUUCGAUAAUGGACCCCACCUCGACGCCGACACCAACAAAACCAUCAUCGAAGAGGAAAUCGUCGCCUCCACCGGAAACUACAUCCUCCGCUGGAAAUUCAGACCCAUCAAACUAGAAUACCACAAACCAAGAGAAAGACCCAUCCUCAUAAAACCAAAAUUCUAUCGCUGCAAAGAAAAAAUCGUCGACAAACAAUUCAAAUACAACACCAAGGGCGUCGUCACCGCCUUCGACUACGAACUCUCAGACCUCAAACUAGAUCCCGACGAACAGUAAACAAUAAUUAAUCAAUAUAACACUCCUAAAAAAAAAAAAGAAAAAAAAAGAAAAAAAAAACCUCUCGACUCUCUCCACCACCUUUUUUCCCCAAACACUCUUCAACCCUACUCCCAACCAAAAAAAAAUGCACCCCAGCCUACAACUGUUCUACUUCCUCAACCUCUUUGUCCCCCUUGUCCUCAUCUUCAUCACAAUCUACCAUUGCUUCGUCAUCUCUCGGGGACUAGAAAAGUAAUCAACCACACACCCCCCCCGCACCCCACCCUCGCACCCAUAUGCCAUGUCCGCUCAUGCU
This is a messenger RNA of Schistocerca gregaria, 1506 nucleotides long. RefSeq lists its product as uncharacterized. The record is from RefSeq and is a predicted model, not a curated record. The transcript is spliced from 4 exons. The coding region runs from base 90 to 1208 and encodes 372 amino acids. Gene Ontology annotation, cellular component: cytoplasm; nucleus. Lineage: Eukaryota; Metazoa; Arthropoda; Insecta; Orthoptera; Acrididae. Gene Ontology annotation, molecular function: protein binding.